This is a messenger RNA of Cercospora beticola, 1264 nucleotides long. RefSeq lists its product as uncharacterized. Lineage: Eukaryota; Fungi; Ascomycota; Dothideomycetes; Mycosphaerellales; Mycosphaerellaceae. The record is from RefSeq and is a predicted model, not a curated record. Gene Ontology annotation, molecular function: protein binding.
GACAACGACAGCAGGGCCGCGUACUUCGCUGAACGCGCCUUGUCAUAUGCACCGCGCGUCGAUCCUUUAACCCUCUCCCUCACCCUACACGAAACGCUCAUUAUCCUCAUCAAAUCCGACAUCCAUCGCUCGUUUGGGGAACGCCAAGACAGAAGUGCACGCUCCGUCGACCCAUCAUGUUCGGCUUCAAGAGAUCCUUCGUCUCGAAGGAGCAGAGAACGGGCAAGACGAGGAAGAUAUCCAAGCGUUCCUUCAACGACGACGUCAAGCAGAGGCUGCGCGAUAAGAUCAACAGCGCUGCGAGUCCCGACACAUCGCCUUCGAUAGGCUCGAUGGCGUCGCCCAAGCUCAACUCCGCGAUCAUCACGAUUGCCGUUGGCAAGGACCAGCGUCUGUUUGCCGCGCACGAAGAUGUGCUUUCGCGCUCGCCUUGGUUCGCCGAGGCGUGUCGAGCCCAGUUCUUCGAAUCCCCCGGCCAGCGACGUAUCGCACUCCCAGACGAGGAGCCCGAGGUCUUUUCCGCUGUUCUCGAAUACCUGUACAAGGGCGACUACUACCCUCGACUUAUCCAUGAUCGGAAGAGGAAUACAUGGUCGCUCGAGGACAACGAGGACCUGCUAAAUGCCACAACGUCCGUGUCUCCCCGCAUGGACAAUUCCGACCCAAAGAAACCCUGGAGCCUGAACGAGUGCGCCUCAAUCUAUCAUCACGGCGUGGAGGACUACAUCCUUCGGGACACAGUCGUCUACUGCACCGCGCUGAAGCUAGGUCUACCAGAACUGCAGCGCCUUGCUCUUCGCAAGCAAGGCUUGCAAUCUGGUAUCGACGUGGCAACGAUCUUGCGCAGUGCACGCUUCGCAUACGCGAACACGCCUCCCAGCGACUCGCGUCUCCGUGCUCAUUAUCUCGCGCUCAUCAUCCGCAGCCGCAAGACAUUCAAGCGCAGCGGCACAAUGCAGAUGGAAAUGGAGGCCGGCGGCAGCCAGAUGUUCUUCGAUCUGUUUGUGGCCAUGGUGAACCACAUCGAUGACCUUGUGGACGCGGGCAACACCCGCUCUCCCGAGAUCAACAAGUGAUUCAAAUGCAUGCCACGAAGAGUUCGAUGCAGCUCUGCGCACCCGAACGAACCCACUCAACUCUUAAAAACCCAUAAAACAAGGAGACUGCCUGUUCGACACACCUCGCUCAUUGGAACGGCGUUAGGCUAGCUUUUGAAGAGCAGGCGUCAGCUCUCACCUCACGGCGCAGAAAUGGCUUCGCUUCA